AUGGCCGAUGCAAGAAAUAUCAAUGAUGAUAAUGAUGAUAACAAUGACGCGGCUAGACAAGAAGCAUUCGAGAACAGAGUUACAGAAGUAGCGGAAGGGGUUAUACAAGCCAAUCUUCCACGGUUGGCUCAAGAAGUAGAAAGCCGAGUUCUAGGGGUUGUGGAUGCUAUGAUGACUAAUAAGUUCGAAGAGUUGAAGGAAUUAAUCGAAGGAUCCAAGAGUAAAGGUAGGGAACGAAGGUGCACUUACAAGGAUUUUAUGGCAUGCCAUCCGAUGACGUAUGACGGUAAAAUUGACCCAGUCGAAUGUCAAAGAUGGGUCUCGAAUAUAGAGGCGGUGUUUAUACGAAGCCGGUGCGAUAAGGAGGACCAAGUGAUGUUCGCUACCGGUUUACUAACCCAUCAAGCGAAAGAUUGGUGGGAUGCGCACAGCAAGGAAAUAGGCGAAGAUAGGCUGCAAGCUAUGACUUGGCAAGAGUUCAAGGGGCCCUUCAUGAGAUAUCAUUGUCCUCAGUCGGCGAUCGACAAGAUUCAGGAGGAUUUCUUACGCCUCCGGCAGAAAAACGAAUCAGUGAAUGAAAUAGCAAACAAUUUUAUUGAUAAGAUGAAGUUCUGUGGAGAAUUGGUAACAAUCGAGAGGAUGAAGAUAAGUCGCUUCUAUGGCGUGUUAAAAGCAGAAGUUAGAGAGUUCAUCACUCCCUCAAAAUGUGAAACUCUUGAAGAGCUCAUCGAUUUAGCGCGGGAUAGAGAGAUCGAAAUUAAAAGGCAAGAGGAGCGAGGUGAAAAGAGGCCGAGUGAAAAAGGUACAUGUGGAAAGCUCCAUACCGGAGAGUGUUUGCUAGGUAAGAAGGGGUGCUUUAAAUGUGGUAAGGAGGGGCAUUCGUCCUAUCAAUGCCCGGAUAACCCAAAGACUUGUUUCAACUGUUUCGAAAAAGGGCAUAUCAAGUCGGAAUGCCCAAAGCUUCAACAAGGGUCAAAGAAAGAAGAUAGGAAGCAAGAGGGUUCUAGGGCAAAGGGGAGAAUGUUUCAGAUCACGUCUGAAGAAGCCAAGUCCCAGCCAAAUAUGGUCUCAGGCGUGAAAGAAGAAGGUACAAGCACUAAGCAAGCGGAAGGAGCACAAGAUCGAGGUAAAGCACCUCUAUAGGCGAUUUGGAGUUAUGGGACGAGCACAUGUUCAAGCCUUAUAAUACCAAGCGCUUCCGCAACUCAUAUGCAUACUUUUGGGUCCAUGUUUUGCCACUUUGUUAGACUUUGUUGAAAUGUUUUAGAUUUAAAA
Molecule: messenger RNA, 1275 nt
Organism: Helianthus annuus (common sunflower)
Lineage: Eukaryota; Viridiplantae; Streptophyta; Magnoliopsida; Asterales; Asteraceae
Exons: 4
Coding region: 1-1143 (380 amino acids)
Molecular function (GO): nucleic acid binding; zinc ion binding
Source: RefSeq, a predicted model, not a curated record